Molecule: messenger RNA, 1722 nt
Organism: Nematolebias whitei (Rio pearlfish)
Lineage: Eukaryota; Metazoa; Chordata; Actinopteri; Cyprinodontiformes; Rivulidae
Gene: slc60a2b
Product: major facilitator superfamily domain containing 4B
Biological process (GO): transmembrane transport
Source: RefSeq, a predicted model, not a curated record
AUGGAGGAGAUCGUGUUCCGGUGUGACGGGUUCCAGAUCCAACCCGUGCCGGCACAAAGAAGUUACUGCCAGGAGGUGGAAAUCCUGCCUUCUCCCCUCCUGGUCCUCGAAGAAGAGAGAAGGUCCCGGCUACGGGGAGACCGCGUGAACCACGAUUACAGCUCCUCCUCAUCCAUACGGCUAAACAUCUCAUCGCUGGGAAUGAGUAUCUCUGUUCUCGGCCCCACGUUCAAUAAUUUGGCAGAGAAUGUGAACAAGACCAUCAGCAACAUCUCCUACAUUUUCGUCGGCCGCUCUGCAGGCUACAUCGGUGGCUCUCUGAUUGGAGGCAUUCUGUUUGAGUGCAUGAACCCUUACCUCCUGCUAGGUUUGUCGGUGCUGCUCACAGCAUUCGGGAUGUACGCCAUCCCUUUCUGUAAGCAGGCGGUGCUCCUCACUGGCUUCAUGUCCAGCAUUGGGAUAUCUAUGGGUGCUCUGGAUACAGGUGGCAAUGUUCUCAUCCUGAACACAUGGGGGGCACAUGCAGCUCCCCACAUGCAGGCUCUUCACUUCAGCUUCGCAGCGGGGGCCUUUGCAUCUCCCAUCAUCGCCAAGUUGCUUUUCGGCCCGGAUAGAAAUGGCGAGAUGGAGACCCCGACUAACUCAAUACUUCUUGGCACAAACUCAACGUCUGUCAUCACCGCAGCCCCCCCGUUGAUCAUCAAGUCCCUGUGGGCCUACAUUGUGAUUGGCUCCUUUCUCUUCCUCACCUCCUUCAUCUUCUUCCUCCUCUACUCUUGCAGCAGCGCGUCACAUGACAAGCCACGCUCGACAUCAGAGUGCUCCCUGGUGGCCAAGCACCACAUGGCUCUUGUCGUUUUGCUCUUCUUUUUCUUCUUCGCCUACGUGGGCGCAGAGGUGGCAUAUGGCUCCUUCAUCUUUACCUUUGCCAAGGAUUACGCCCACUUGUCUUCGCUUGAGGCGGCUGGGCUGAACUCACUGUUCUGGGGUGCUUUUGCUGCCGCUCGAGGGCUUGCCAUCUUUUUUGCGGCUUGCUUGCACCCAGGCACCAUGAUCCUCCUCUGCCUGGUGGGCUCCACAGUCUCCUCUCUUCUCCUUAGUCUCUUCAGCAGAAAGAAUGUGGCUCUUUGGGUCUGCAGCUGCCUCUAUGGAGCAUCCAUGGCUACCACCUUCCCCAGCGGCAUCUCUUGGUUGGAGCAGUACACCACUGUUACGGGUCACACAGCGGCAGCCUUUGUAGUGGGGGCGGGUCUGGGUGAAAUGGUACUACCGGCGCUUGUCGGCUUCCUGUUGGGGAAGUUCCCCAAGCAGCCUCUGCUGAUGUACCUGUCACUCAUCAUGGCCAUCUUCACCUCCAUCCUUUUCCCAGUCAUGUACAAGCUGGCAUCAGCGCCCAGCAGCCAGAGCAGGAAGGUCCGCAGCAUUGGCCGAACGGAUGCCGAUGAAAGCGAGUGCAGGCAAGCGCUGCUGGACUCGGGAGCCAACGAGGAGGAAGAGGAGGAGCUGGAUGAAGCUGAUCAGUGGAACGACGCAGACUUUGAGGUUAUUGAAAUGGACGAUGCAUCAAGUGGAACGAAUUCACCCAGCAAAGCGUCGUCUCCUGAUGUCUGUGCUGAACCGGCCUCCUGCAGCCAGCUGGAGGAGGCCGCAGGAACCAUUCUGGUUAAAGACUCUCCCAGACACAAAAUGCUGCUUUCUCUGAAAAGACAAAAGAAAGACUGA